Messenger RNA from Parnassius apollo (apollo), 753 nucleotides. The record is from the annotation of a GenBank genome assembly. Lineage: Eukaryota; Metazoa; Arthropoda; Insecta; Lepidoptera; Papilionidae.
AUGUCAAUUUUUGAGUCUCUAUCGUCACAAAUAAAUCAACUAAGAGCUGUAUCUAUUGAUCACGGCCAACAAGAUCCAGAGCCAGAAGAUCAUGGAAAUUACGAAGACUGCGAUUCUAAUGUUACCUCAAACUCAGAUAUAGCUACUGAAUCUACUUGGCGUGCUCCGGGCAUAGGGACAGUACAAAAAUCGCCAAUGAAAAUAUAUUCCUACGAUUUUAUACCUGUUGUUGCAGAAGUUCAACCGUCUAUUCCGAGGGCUGAUCAUCAGACAGAAGAGCAAAGAUAUUCAUGUCAAAAAAUGAACUUAAAUUCUUGGAAUAAGAUAAAAUAUAAAGAUGUACAGAAACACCUUCAUGCCGCUCCAGUUUUUAGUGCUUUAAAAGUAAAUCCUCAACUGACAAGUCUUGGAAAAUUAACUUCUCAUAGUCAAAAAACAUUGGCCAGAACGGAUACUGUCUUAGGCACUAUCACUUAUUGCAUCUUGAAAGAACGGGAACAGAUUGAAGCAGCAUUAAAUGAGGUCGAGAAAAAGAAUCCAGAGGCGGUUUCUGUUUUGAAACAAUCUCUUUUUGCUAAAUCAGAUUCUUUUAAACAGACAUCGGAUGAUUUAUUACAUUAUACAUGUACACGUAGAUCAGAAAUGUUCGAAAAUCGUCGAAGAAUUUUUAAACCUCGAUCGGAAUUCUUAGCGACUAAAUUGAAAGACCUUCACGCACCCAUUUAUUCGACGAGCAAAAAUUAUCUGAACUAA